Mycena indigotica is the source of this 618-nucleotide messenger RNA. RefSeq lists its product as uncharacterized. NCBI's taxonomy places the organism in Eukaryota, Fungi, Basidiomycota, Agaricomycetes, Agaricales, Mycenaceae. The record is from RefSeq and is a predicted model, not a curated record. The transcript has 3 exons. The coding region runs from base 1 to 618 and encodes 205 amino acids.
AUGACAGGCUUCUUCGCUUCAAAUACCAAUCUCGACAAGAUGUCGCGCAUCUGCAUGUUGACCACGCGUUUCCUUGUGCUCGGGACAGCCCUCGCCAUUCUCGCUCUCUUCACCCCCAGCUCCAGCCAACAGCUCUCGCCACCCAAUCCCAGCCCCGACUGCGCCUCCCCACCACCAGACACGUGUUCGUUCUACGCCGACUGCCUCGAAUCGCGCUACCAUUGUGGACCCAGCGGCUACCCUCUUGGUUACGGGCAAUACUACUGCACCAAAUUCCAGGCCGCGCGUUCGACGCUCAGCCCAGCUGGCCAGAAAUGGAUGCUCGCCACGUUGCACUGUCUCCAGCUCGCACUUGUCGAUGACGCGCUUGGCCGGCCCAACGCGACUUCCACUUGCCAGCAACUCGAAGACAAGGCGUUCGCAAGCCAUGCAGGCUGUUACGUCGACAAUGGGGUCUGUAAACUGCCGCCUUCCGACUGGGAGGCAAUUAUCAAGAUUGUGGAUAUCACGACGCUUUUCGACAGCUGGGAUGCAUUCAAGGCAACAUUGACAGCAGGAACUGAGUGUUUGGAAAUGUGGCUCUUCUUGGGGAAGCGGACUGUGCAUCUUUGGUCGUAG